Messenger RNA from Rhincodon typus (whale shark), 2198 nucleotides. RefSeq names its product zinc finger protein 383-like. The record is from RefSeq and is a predicted model, not a curated record. Gene Ontology annotation, cellular component: nucleus. NCBI's taxonomy places the organism in Eukaryota, Metazoa, Chordata, Chondrichthyes, Orectolobiformes, Rhincodontidae. The transcript has a single exon. The annotation marks the transcript as partial.
CGCAUUCACACUGAGGAGAAGCCUUUCGAGUGUGAGGUGUGUAACAAGAACUUUGUAGAAUCAGCGGCCCUAGUAAAACACCGCCACAUUCACAGAGAAAAUGGAGAAAAACCAUUCACGUGUAAGGUAUGCACCAAAUCAUUUUCACGGUCAGACCUCUGCAGGCACCAGCGCAUUGUCACUGGGGAGAAGCAUUUCAAAUGUGAAACAUGUAACAAAGGGUUUACAGAAUCCUCAGACUUACUGAAACAUUGGCACAUUCAUACUGGCAAAAAGCCAUUUACGUGCAAGUUGUACAACAAAUCAUUUUUGUGGUUAUCGUCCCUCUGUGUACACCAACGCAUUCACACAAGGGAGAAACCAUUCACGUGUGAGGUCUGUGAUAAAUCAUUCUCCCGGUCAUCAGCCAUCCGCAGACACCAACAUGCUCAUAUAGGAGAGAAGCCGUUCACGUGUGAGGUGUGUGACAAAUCAUUCUUGGAGUCAUUGGACCUGCGCAGACGCCAACUCAUUCACACUGGGGAAAAGCCGUUCAAGUUGUGAACUCUGUUACAAAUCCUUCUUGUGGUCAUCAGCCCUGCUCAGACACCAAUGCCUUCACACUGGGGAGAAACCAUUUACUUGCGAGGCAUGUGUCAAAUCGUUCUCGAACUCAUCAUCCCUCUAUGUACAUCAAAGCAAUCACACUGGGGAGAAACCAUUCAAAUGCACAGUCUGCAACAAAUUAUUUUCAUGGUCAUCAGCCCUCCAGGAGCACCAACACAUUCACACAGGACACACACCAUUCAGAUGAGAGGUGUAUGACAAAUUGUCUGAUUCAUGGUCCCUGUGUGCACACAAAUGUUCACACAGGAGAGAAACUAUUCACAUGCAAAGUGUGUGACAAAUCAUUCCCACGGUUAUGAGCUCUCCAUGUACACCAACGCAUUUUCACACAGGUGAGAAACCAUUCAGAUGGGAAGUAUGUGAGAGGGCUUUCACCCAAUCCCCUGAUCUCCUGAGGCAUCAGAGGAUCUACAUAGGAGAAAAAUCCUUCAGUGUGAGGUGUGUGAUGGAGCCUUCACACAGGCAUCGACACUCAUGCAACACAAACGCAUUCACACUGACGAGAAAACAUGUGUGUGCAAGGUGUGUGACAAACCCUUUACAAGUCUUCACACCUCCUACCCCAUCAGCAGGUUCACACUGGAGAAAAACUAUUCAUGUGUAGAGAAUGUGGAAAAUCAUUCUCUGGGUCAUCAGACCUCCAUGUACACCAACGCAUUCACACAGGCAAGAAACCAUACAAAUGUGAGAUGUGUAACAAAACAUUCUCAAACUCAACCACCUUCCAUGUACACAGAUACAUUCACACAGGGGAGAAGCCAUGUGAGGUGUGUGACAAAUCAUUCUUGCUGUCAUCAAAACUUCUACUCUAUCAAAGAAUUCACAUAGGGGAAUAAACCUUCAAGGGAGAGGUUUACGAUCACAUUUCCAUCUUCUACCCUCCAAGGAUUCCAGAGAAUUGACAAAGAAAGGAAAUUCUUCAGAUGUAAUGUUUCUGACAAGGCUUUCUGUCACAUGUUUGAUCUUCUGAAGCAAUAACAGCCAAAAAGUGGUGAGAAACCAUUCAGGUGUGAACUGUGUAAAAAAGAUUUGAUGUAGUCAGUGUAUCUCUUGGUCCAUUAAUGCACUCACGUAGUGUGAGUUUUGUAAUAAAACCCCAGCACAUUUAUUGAACCUCCUAGAACAUCAACAAACUCACUUCAGAUAUGAAUCAUUCCAGUGUGAAGGGUGCCAAGAUUGUUUCCUCUAGUCCUCCACUCCCACCUGAAUUUGGAGCCAGGUCACCCAAUCCGGUGAACUGAGAGUUAUCCGUCUUGUUUAUCCUCCAAUGCUCACACAGGAGCAGUUGUUAUUCCAGUGAGCUGCCCGUCUCAAACCUCUCCAAACAUCAGUUAUUUCAAGAAGGCAAAUUUAACCUUUGAUCAGAUUGUCAAACAUCACCAAAAAAAAAAAUCAAUAUGCAAAGAAGCUCCUGCUUGUGCACAGAUGCUACUGUGUCUGCGAGGAGUUAUUUUCCUUCCAAAUCUGUGGGAGAAAAUAUGACAUGACAAAGGCUAGCUUUGAAGACCUCAUCUCGGAAUGAUGUGGAGGUGCCGGUGUUGGACUGGGGUGGACAAGGUCAAAAAUCACACAACACCAGGUUAUAGUCCAAC